Molecule: messenger RNA, 5694 nt
Organism: Cuscuta epithymum
Lineage: Eukaryota; Viridiplantae; Streptophyta; Magnoliopsida; Solanales; Convolvulaceae
Source: the annotation of a GenBank genome assembly
CCUAAAGUCCUGUUCUUGUAAUUUACUACAAUCACACAUGUUUUUGUCAAAACACAACGGGCUAACCCUAAAUUCAUCCGUUGAACAGUGUACUGAUUUUUCCCAGCAUUUGCUGUCAAUUCCAUACAUUAGCUGUCAAAACUACUUAAUUAUUACUACUUCGUACCCUAUUUGCUUUGAUUUUUUGGAUUAGCUUUUAAUUAUAAAAAUUCUCACUUGUCUCCCUUGUUUUCAACCGCGUCUGGCGGCACAGAACGCGGUGGCGCCCAUAGCUGUUAGUUUGAGGACGAAGAGGAAGAGGUGACGCACUUGCCUUAUUUUGGAGUGAAAACGAAAAAACAUCUGAAAUUUUAUGGGCGGUCUGAAUUUGCCGAAACACAGCAAGCAUAAGUUUUUCGAGGUUCAUGGAAGCAUGGUCGAAUUCAAAAGAUGAAUCUACACUUUAUGAAGCUGAAAUAAACCAUACUUCAAAUUGGGGAUUUGAAUUUUUUUCUAUGCUAGGAGUAGAAGAUUGGGUUUUUGAUGGCUGUAAGAAGAAGCUCAGGGUCAUGUUUGAUCAAAUACUAAUAUCCUUUCUUAAUGAUGUAUCUAAAAACAGAUGCUUUAGGCCUCUUCCCGUAAUGAAUGGCUGUGGGCAUGAGGUGGAUUUGUUCAAACUGUACAGUGUAGUUAGAAGAAUUGGUGGGUAUAAUUCUGUUUCUAAGGAAAACUUGUGGGGUUAUGUUUCAGAGCAAUGCGGGUUGGAUUUUAGGGAAAUGUCGUUUGUGAAGCUGAUUUACAGCAAGUAUUUGAACGAUUUUGAUCAAUGGAUUGGAGAGCGAUGCAGAGAUAGUGCUUUGGAGAAAGUAGAAAGUGGAUUGGUUAGGCGACUUGAACUAAUGUCUAGAGAGUUGAAGGUUAGGUUUGGAAACAUGUCCAGUAAUAACUCUAAUCAGAAAACUGCUCAGAUUAAUCAAAAGAAUUCAGUCAUGAAGAAUGGUGGACGGGAGGUACUCACUGAUGUUGAAAUCGGUAGUGUAUGUGAUUAUUAUGCUGAAUCAACUGAGAGAUUGUCCACAAGAAGAAUUUGUUGGUUGCAUGAAAGGGUCUGCUAAAGACAACGGUGAUGUUGCUACCACAUCCAUAAAGCAUACUGAGAAACUCAAUGAAGUGAAUAUAUUGAAGAGAAAAAGGACACCUUCGUAUUUCUCGGAAAUUCUUGAUUGGGUGACCAGUGCAGCAAAACAUUGCGAUAGUCCUGAAAUUUUGAAGAUUCCUGAUUUCUCCCAGUGGAAGGAUCAUAGCAUGAAUGACUCCUUGGCCCAGGUUUUGUUGAUUCGAGAAGUUCUACUGAACAAAAAUCAUUUUAGUUCAAAUUCUGAAGAGUCUGCUCCCCAGGUAAGCCUUGGGUAUUUCUACUCCCCUAUCUUUAUAUAUAAACAAUUUGUGAGGUUAAUGAAUAUAUUCCAUAGCAUAAAAGGCGGGCAUUGCUGCAGUAAGUACAGUACUGUUGACACAUUUGAGUAGUUUGUGUAUUCAGAUCUUUUUAGGUUGUGUUUGUUGAAAAUGUACCUGAAUGAGUAAAGUAAUAAAGUAAGCAGAGUUAUCACUUAUCAGGACCAGAGAAUUUGAGUUGGCUAGUGAUCCCUUCAUAAACUCUUCCUCUGACAUGCAUAGAUUUUUCGUAUUAUAUUACGGAGUAUGUCCUAAUAAAACACAGAUGUACUAUUGUACUUCAAUCAUCUGGCAAAGCAGAAUGGUUUUGUUCUUGUAUAUUACCAACUUUAACAAUAUCAAACUUGGCCAAUUUUUGUAGCUAAACCCUUAUUUUGAUUGUGUUCGGACAUAUUCUAUAGUUUUGACAUACGUUUAGUUCUCCUUUUCAGUCUUCUCACAUGGAAUCAGAGUCUCUUCCUCUGACAUGCAUAGAUUUUAGUCUUUCUGACAAAAUGGCAUAUAUUAUACAUACGUGGGAGCAUCUGCCUUCUUCGGCAAUCAUUGACUUUUAGUUAUAUGUUUUCAUCCUUUGCCUCCAUUGACUAGAAACCCUAUAAACUUUACAAGAACGCUUCAAUGGGCUCAAUUUUUUUAAGUAGUGUUUUUAGAACCAAAAUGGACUUGGAGGGUCCGCUGUGAAUUACUAGCACAUACGGUCCGACUAGUCCCAUAUGAUCGGGAAUCUGAUUUUACCUCAAAAGCUGCUGCCGAGUGCCAAGUGAGAACACUGGUGGAAAUGGGAAACCGGAUGCUUUAUUUUAACCGGUCGUUUACUUUUUAAAACAAUUAAGAAAAACGAAGAGCAAAAAUAUGUUGUUGAUUACUUCAUUUCUUUUUACCAGCGUCAUGCCACACUUUAAAUGCCAAUUUUUAGAAAUUUGUCAUACCCUUUUCGGAUUUAUCACGUGAACUUCAGAAAAUUGUGAAUAGUUUUUGGAGAGAAAAAGGAGACAAAAUUUGGGAAUCCGGGUCCUCACUAGAAAAUCAAGUGGUUUUGGAUCAAAAUUGUUUCCUGGGUCACUUUGGGCUAAGAUAAAUUCUAUAUUUUGGAAAUUGGAAAUCACAUUAAAGAGUAAAUAUUAAGCAUGUGAAAGAAAUCAAAGAAAGAAGGAUGAGAUACUGUGGUUAUUGGUAAAUGGAAUAAGCAUAGACGCUGCCCACUAGUGGCUCUUCCACAAAGUCAGUUUGGUGAAAUUAUAGCGAUUCUCACUUCUUAAGAUAAAUGACUGAAAUGAGGUUGAUUUAAAAAAAAAUCACGUCAAGUAUAGAACUGUAAAAUUUUAAUAGCUAUAUCAGGAGUGAUUUGAAAUCUAUGUCGCACAUUGUAUACUUUAAAGCAAUCUCUAAGAGCUUGGUUUAUCAGGUGUAGUCGUGUGUUCUGUAAAUUUAGUGUAAUUUAUAGUGAAGUUAAUUAAUGUGUCUUCUUUUGAUGUUUUGAUAUUCAACCAACUCAAAAUUAUAUAUUUUGUGGUUUAUGUGGAUGACACAUAUAUCACAGGCAAUGAACAAGAAUCUAAUCUCAAUGAAAAGAUUAUCUCUUCUGUCAUUUCGGACUUGGGAAUGGGAAGAACUGACACAUCAUCAUCAUCAUCAUUACCCCAGUGCUGCAAAGGCUCCCACCUACAGUGGGGUAAGGGUGGGCCAGAUGUACACAGUCUUACCCCUGUACUAAAGCAUAAAGCACAGGGAGACUGUUCCCGAAUGACCCAUAGUGAUAAUCGAGUCCAAAAUUGCAUGGUCUGACUGCUACUUCAUAACAUAGAAGUGCAAACAGUUUAAUGAGCCAUUUUGCUGUACUCCAUCAUAUUCUCAAGCCAAAAAAUAGUGAGUCUUUGGCUCCAUUGCAAAUGAUGGAUUUGGAAGAACUGGCAGAAUGCUAACAAUUUUUAUUAUUAAUUACAUACAAACAUUCACCUUCAUUCUCACACAUUUCAAUUUUCAAAUGAAGGUAAACUCUUCGGCACAAAAGUUGUGUAGCUUUAGAGUGAAAGUGAAUAGGAGACUAGGAGUAAUCUAGAUGUGUUGUGCAACUAGCACCAACUGACCUUCCAUCUUAAGUUUUACUCAACACUCUUCAACAAGUUUGUUAGGGUGCUUUAUUGGUAUUGACUAUCGCAGUGGUAGAAGUAAAUCUGAGAAGAAAUCGACUUGCUUCACUAUAGAACUAUGACAACCCUACGGUUGCCUCUGUUAUAUUUUAACCAAGAUAUGGGGAAUUAUUUCCUCACUGUCACACGGCCGGAUAUUUAUUUCUUUUGCUGCUAGUAUGCUAAGAAAUAUUAUAGAAAUUCUAUGAUAAAGUGUUACUUCCUCCGUCCCGCUAGAAGGUUCCCGUAACGGUUUACGAUGCUUGACUGAUGAUAAAGCAACUUAAUGUCUUAAUCCCUGUUUACACUGAUUAUUUUUAGCAAAUAAAAUUUACAUACUCAGAUACUACAAUAAAACCGCAAUAAAACCGCUACAAAGCCUGAUAAAAAUAUGUAAAUUUGAUAAAAAUUUGAUAUAUAAAGCAAAAGAUUAAAAAUGAAUUAAGUUGACCAUGUGAAUAGUGUACGGAAACCUUCUAAAGGGACGGAGGUAGUAUAUCUUUAUUUGUGAUAACUGAAUGUUGGUUUUUUGCAUCACCGCAAGGUUUAUCAAUUCAUUUGAUCAAUUGAUGGGCAAUCCAACUAAAUCCUUUCGCGAGGGGGGAAGGAGGUUACUGGGACAUGAAUCUCUUGUCCUUGCAUUAUUUUCCUAGUUCCAUUUUUUGUCUGCCCUAAAAUUUCAAUUGGAGUGGGCAUAAAUUUUGGGAUGGGAGGUGGGAUGUAAAGUUGGCACUGAAGUUAAUUUAUCCUUCGGUGGACAUCUUUUUUUUUUUUUUUAAUUUUCACAGUAUCUUAUAUGUAUGUAAUUAAUUCUUUUUUGUUUUCUUUUUGGGUGUAUGUUACAUGUUAACUAAAACCACAGAAGAAGCUUAAAAUGCACCCUUCAAUGUAUGAUGAUAACACACCCGAUCAUGUAUCCAUGGAAAAAAUGAGAUGCAGCCAAAGAAUAUUUUCCUUGACCAAUCCUCUUUCUUGUCCCAUCAACUACUCAUCCUCUCCUACUGAUAACAACGUUGUUAGUACUCAAAAAAGAGAACCAGAAUCUGCCAAAAAUGUUUCACGGGAAGAACCAACGAGCCUUCCGAAAGUUCCAGUGGGCCCUCUCCACCAAGCCGAAGUCCCUGAAUGGACUGGUUUGAUUUCCGAGAGCGAUUCCAAGUGGCAAGGCACACUUAUGUGGCCUCCUGAAGAAACAAAAUCCUUCAAUGAAUUGGAUCGUAUUGGAAGGGGAAGAGAAGGACAAUGUGAUUGCCAGUUUCCUUCAUCUGUUCAAUGUAUAAGGUUUCACACUGCAGAGAAAAGAUACAAACUGAAACUUGAGCUCGGCCGGCUAUUCUACCAAUGGAGAUUUGACCGCAUGGGGGAGGAAGUUUCCCUUUCAUGGACUGAAGAAGAGGAGGAAAAAUUCAAAAAUUUGAUGAGACAGAAUGCAACAACUCCAAAUAAAUUCUGGAACAGUGCUGCAAAAAAAAUUCCAUUAAAGACAAAGAGCAUGCUGGUUAGCUACUACUAUAAUGUUUUCCUUGUCAAGCGCCGGAGUUAUCAGAAUCGUGUAACUCCAAAAGAUAUCGACAGUGAUGAUGAUGAAAAAGAAUUUGGAUUGGUAGGCUGCCGUUUUGGAUAUGAAAAACAAUUUAUGUUCCAGGGUCCAGGCCACUUUUAUGCACAGAGAAUAAGGUGUGCACCGAUCUGGAAUAGUGUGUAUGCGCACACACACACAUAUACAAGCUGAGGAUUUCUUCUUGUUACAUAGACCUGUGCUUUCAUUUUCUAUGAGAAAGUAGUAUGUUACAGGUUUCAGGUUUGUCAGCUCCCUGUUUUUGAGGAAAGAAAACACUUGUAGCUCUUUCUUGUUAUGAGUUAUGAGGAAUUGUAAGUUGAUAGUAGAGGUAGUGGUCUACUUUCAUAUUUGAUCUUUGAAUAGGAAAAAGGGUAACCUUCUAAUUUAGGUUCUGGGUAUAGGUCGUUCAUUUCAUAUACAGUUCGUGGUCUGGACUAAGGAGCAAGUAUGUCAUAAUGUUUUGAAAGUUAACCCGUUCUACAGGCCAUGAAUGUGUACAAGGAAAGUGCUACUUUCUAAAUGUUUUUUUAUAAUUGAAAGUGCUGCUGCAAUAAAAAACAAUGAUUGAUA